Papaver somniferum (opium poppy) is the source of this 2397-nucleotide messenger RNA. RefSeq lists its product as uncharacterized. The coding region runs from base 1 to 2397 and encodes 798 amino acids. The record is from RefSeq and is a predicted model, not a curated record. Lineage: Eukaryota; Viridiplantae; Streptophyta; Magnoliopsida; Ranunculales; Papaveraceae. The transcript has 4 exons.
AUGACAUACACAGAGGAAUUAUCCAAUCUGCAACAAAGCAUCACUGGCAUCACAACCAAGCUUGAUACGCUUAUUACAACCAUAAACAAUAACCAUGUUCACGAUGAAGAAGCGCGUGAACGAAAGAAAGCUGAAGAGAAACAAUUGCGUGAGGAAGAUCGUGCUGAUAGAAAGGCAGAUUUAUCUGAACAUGCUACAGAGCUGUCAACUACUCUAGCUACUGAGAUUACAAUAGCUUUAACUGCAACCUUAGGCACUACUCUACGAGAAGUAUUUAGGGAAUAUCUUCCUCAUACUAACAAUCGUCAUGGUGCUGCACCUCCACCACCUCCCCCGCUGUUUCCCACUUUUAAUGGUGAUGAUCCAGAUAGUUGGAUUUUCAGUGCAGAUCAAUAUUUUAGUUUACAUGUGGUGGCUGAUAAUCUCAAGCUAGCCAUUGCUUCUGCACAUCUGAAGGAUGCUCGCAUGGAAAUCAGCACAAUUAAGCAGACAGGUACGGUCCGUGAGCACAUUCCUAAGUUUGAAAGGUUGUUGAAUUUCGUGACAGAUCUACCUGAGGAUCACUUGAUCAAUUGUUUUAUUCAUUCCCUUAAACCGGAAAUUGGUCCCAUGGUUAAGUUACUUGAACCUCAGACUUUGACUGCGGCUUUCACAAAAGCAAUUAAUCAGGAAGAUGCUUUGUUAGCCAACAAUUCCAAACCAAAUCCUUAUCGUCCUACACCACUAAGGAAUCAAUCACCUGCCACUUAUGCUAUUCCAUUAAGGAAACCAAAUCUACCAGCUGGAGCUAAGAGGCUUACAUGGGAAGAACAGAAAGAAAAACGUGAAAAAGGAGAGUGUUUCAAUUGUGAUAAAUUAUUCACUCUUGGACAUCUGUGUUUGAAGCCACAAUUGCUAUUGUUAGAAGGUUCUCCAGAUGCAGAUGCUAAUCAGCAAGAUACUGAAAUUGUCAAAGAACCAGCAACUGAGUUUGAAGAAACACCGACACUUUCUUUUCAUUCACUAAUGGGUUCUCCUUAUCCCAGAACAAUGCGCAUCUCAGGCUUCACCAAAGAUGCUGCCUUGCGUGUGACAAUUGGUGAUGGUGGUCAUCUAAGUACUCAGGGUUUUUGCCCAAAUAUUCCACUUAAAUUUCAGAACUAUGAAUUUAAUGCUGAUUUUCAUCUUUUACCAAUUAGUGGAUGUGAUGAUGUGCUAGGCAUUCAAUGGCUACGCACUUUAGGUGUAAUUUCUUGGGAUUUUACAGCUUUGACUAUGCAGUUUCACAUUAAUGGUUCUGAUAUUACUUUGGUAGGCAACGAUUCUUCCACAGUAAUGAUGUUAUACAGUUCUUCAAUGCAACGCUUAUUGAAUAGAGAGCAUUAUGGGAUUUUGUUCCAAUUAAGUACAUUAAAGGAUAGUUCUUCUCCAACUGUUUCUGUCUUGGAACCUGAAAUUCAGCAACUAAUAUCUACAUAUUCAGAUAUCUUUGAGACACUUGUUUCAUUGCCUCCUUCACGACAACAUGAACACCAUAUUCCAUUACUACUAGAUUAUUCGCCUGUCAAUGUUCGUCCUUAUCGUUAUCCACACUUUCAGAAGAACGAAAUUGAGAAGGAGAGUUCAAGUCCUUUCUCUUCUCCAAUCUUGAUGGUUAGAAAGAAAGAUGGCACAUGGCGUAUGUGUGUAGAUUAUCGUGCACUAAAUAAGAUAACAAUUAAGGAUCGUUUUCCAAUUCAUAUGGUCGGCGAACUCAUGGAUGAGUUACAUGGUGCUUGUGUUUUUACCAAGUUGGACUUACGUUCUGGUUAUUAUCAAAUCCGAUUGUUUGGCCCUGAUAUUCACAAGACUUCUUUUCGAACACACGAUGGUCAUUACGAGUUUCUUGUUAUGCCAAUUGGUCUUUCAAAUGCACCAGCCACUUUUCAAAGCUUGAUGAACCACAUAUUCAAGCCUUAUUUAAGCAGGUUUGUGCUUGUGUUCUUUGAUGAUAUUUUAAUCUUUAUCAAGACUAUUUAUGAGCAUGUUGAACAUUUGCAAGCUGUCAUUGAGAUUUUACGUUCUCAUAAGUUAUUUGUGAAGGAAACAAAGUGUAAUUUUGCUCAGCCUUCUGUGGGGUAUUUAGGCCAUGUUAUUUCAUCUGAAGGUGUAUCAGUGCAAGAUUAUAAAAUCAAGAGUAUUCUUUCUUGGCGUAUUCCUAGUUUAAUUAAAGAACUUCAAGCAUUCUUGGGCCUUGUUGGCUAUUAUCGCAAGUUUGUCAAAAAAUUUGACAUCAUUAGUCAUCCUUUAACUCAACUAUUGAAGAAAGAUGAUUUUAUUUGGACUGAUGCUGCUACUUCGUCAUUCAAACAACUGCAACAUGCUCUCACUACUACUCCAGUAUUAAUUUGCCAGAUUUCAGCAAAGAAUUUUAUUUAG